Molecule: messenger RNA, 4893 nt
Organism: Nerophis lumbriciformis (worm pipefish)
Lineage: Eukaryota; Metazoa; Chordata; Actinopteri; Syngnathiformes; Syngnathidae
Source: RefSeq, a predicted model, not a curated record
AUGAAAAUGGCGUCCUAUGUGGAUAACAGCUUUCGGGAAGCGGUGAUGAUGAACCCGGCGGAUAGGACGCAACAGGACCUGGAAAUUGUGUACUCCUACCUUCACGGCAUGGAAGCCUUAUCCAAUCUACGGGAGCACCAGUUGAGGAUCAUGUGUGAGACGGUGCGCUACGAAAGACACGAAGCCAACGAAGUGCUCUACUACCCGGAUGACAUUGGAAGCUGCUGGUACAUCCUUUUGUCCGGCUCUGUGUUCAUCAAGGAAUCCAUGUUUCUGCCCAGAAGCAGCUUCGGCAAGCGAUCGGCAGGCAGCCUGAGACGUGGAUGUGAGUGCAUCGUACUGGAACCCUCCGAGAUGAUUGUGGUGGACUAUAUGGACGAGAAUGAGGAGUACUUCCAGAGACAAGCGUCCCACCGCCAGUCCCGUCGCCGCUUCCGGAAGAUCAACCAGAAAGGAGAGCGGCAGACCAUUAUCGACACGGUGGAUCCGUACCCCGCCGGGAAGCCACCCAUAGCACGGGGGUACCACACGGAAUGCAAUAAGCUGCCCGCAGACUUCAGCAGACUUCACCUGGCCGACGGCUUGCACCCACAGGUGACGCAUGUGUCCUCCAGCCACUCGGGAUGUAGUAUCACCAGCGACUCGGGAAGCAGCAGCCUGUCAGAUAUCUACCAGGCUACCGAGAACGAACCCGGCGACAUGGACCUGAGCGGCCUGCCGGAGACGGCAGUAGACUCUGAAGAGGACGAUGACGAAGAGGACAUCGAGCGGGCGUCCGAUCCUCUCAUGAGCCGGGAUAUUGUCCGAGACUGCCUGGAGAAGGACCCCAUGGACAGGACGGACGACGACAUAGAGCAAUUACUGGAGUUCAUGCAUCAGCUGCCAGCCUUCGCUAACAUGACCAUGUCGGUACGGCGUGAACUCUGCGCCGUCAUGGUCUUCGCCGUAGUGGAGCGCGCUGGCACCAUCGUUCUCAAUGAUGGAGAGGAACUGGACUCGUGGUCGGUGAUAUUGAACGGUUCGGUGGAGGUGACGUACCCUGAGGGCCGCACGGAGAUUCUCUGCAUGGGCAACAGCUUCGGGGUGUCGCCCACCAUGGAAAAGGAGUACAUGAAGGGAGCCAUGAAGACCAAGGUGGACGACUGCCAGUUUGUGUGCAUAGCCCAGCAGGACUACUGCUGCAUCCUCAACCAGGUGGAGAAGAACAUGCAGAAAGUGGAAGAAGAAGGAGAGAUCGUCAUGGUCAAGGAGCAUCGAGAACUGGACCGAACGGGCACCAGGAAAGGACAUAUUGUCAUCAAGGGCACUUCGGAGCGUCUAACAAUGCACUUGGUGGAGGAGCACUCAGUGGUAGAUCCCACCUACAUUGAGGACUUCCUGUUGACAUAUAGGACCUUUCUGUCCAGCCCCAUGGUAGUGGGCAAGAAGCUACUGGAGUGGUUUCAUGACCCAAGUCUCAGGGACAAGGUGACGCGGGUGGUCUUGCUAUGGGUGAACAACCACUUCAAUGACUUUGAGGGUGACGCCGCCAUGACUAACUUCCUGGAGGAGUUUGAAAACAACCUGGAGAGAGAAAAAAUGUGCGGCCACCUGCGCCUGCUGAACAUCGCGUGCGCCGCCAAAGCUAAACCUCGCCUGGUGACGUUAACCAAAGCGUCCAGGGAGGCCGCGCUCGCAUUCAGCCUGCUGGGAGGGCAAGACAAAGGCUUCAGGGUCUUCAUCGAUGCCGUGGAAGCUGGCAGUAAGGCGGCAGAAGCGGGGCUCAAGAGAGGGGAUCAGAUCUUGGAAGUGAACGGGCAGAACUUUGAGAAUGUCCAGCUCAGCAAAGCUAACGAGAUUCUGAAGAACAACACUCAUUUGUCCAUAACUGUGAAAACCAACCUUUUAGUGUUUAAAGAGCUGCUAACCAGGCCCGAGCAGGAGCUCCACGGCGACGUAGACGGCGAAGAUGAGCACGAUCGGAAGAACGGCGCGCCGCACCUGCCCAAGAUCGGCGACAUCAAAAAGGCUAGCCGUUACUCCAUACCUGACCUGGCGGUGGAUGUGGAGCAGGUGAUGGGCUUGGAGAAAGCCAGCAAGAAGGCCAAGAGCAACUCUGUGGGUGGGAGGAACAAGCUUAAGAAGAUCUUUGACAAGACGCUCACUAGUAUCCUGCCUCCCAAACCUUACAACGACGUGUGCGUGGGCCAGUCGCAGGACGACAGCAUCGUGGGCAUGAAGCAGUCCAAGCAGAUCCCGCCGGCGCUACCUGUCAGCGGCAACCUGUCGUCGUCCAACCCCGACCUGCUCCAGUCACACCACCGCAUCCUGGACUUCAACAACCAACCCGUGCCGGUCAUCCUGAAUAUGUCCGACCAGGUGCUUCGGGUGUUUAAGGCGGACCAGCAGUCGCGCUACAUCAUGAUCGGCAAGGACACCACAGCCAAGGAGGUGGUGGCCCAGGCCAUCCGGGAGUUUGCACUGACGGCCGCGCCCGAGGCCUACUCACUCUGCGAGGUGUCCGUGACGCCCGAGGGUGUCAUCAAGCAAAGGCGGCUGCCCGACCAGCUCUCCAAGUUGGCGGACAGGAUCCAGCUGAGCGGCAGAUACUACCUGAAGAGCAACAUGGAGACAGAGACUCUAUGCUCGGAUGAGGAUGCCCAGGACCUCCUUCGAGAGGGCCAGAUCUCAUUGCUGCAGCUGAGCACGGUGGAGGUGGCCACGCAGCUAUCCAUGCGCGCUUUCCAGCUCUUCUGCGCCAUCGAACCCACGGAGUACAUCGACGACCUGUUCAAGCUACGCUCCCGGACGGGCGCCGCCACCAGCCUCAAGCGUUUCGAGGAGGCCAUCAACCACGAGACAUUCUGGGUGGCCAGCGAAGUCACGCGGGAGCCCAACCAGCUCAAGCGUAUGAAGACCGUCAAGCACUUCAUCAAGAUCGCGCUGCAUUGCCGCGAGUGCAAAAACUUCAACUCCAUGUUUGCCAUCAUCAGCGGUUUGAACCUGGCUCCCGUCUCUCGACUUCGAGGGACGUGGGAGAAGCUACCCAGCAAGUACGAGAAGCUCUUCGGCGACCUUCAGGACUUGUUCGACCCCUCCAGGAACAUGGCCAAAUACCGAAACGUCCUCAACAACCAGAACCUGCAGCCACCCAUCAUCCCGCUCUUUCCCGUCAUCAAGAAAGACCUCACCUUCCUGCAUGAAGGUAACGACUCCAAAGUGGACGGUCUGGUAAACUUUGAGAAGCUGCGGAUGAUCGCCAAAGAGAUCCGCCACGUGGGCCGCAUGGCCUCGGUCAACAUGGACCCUAACCUCAUGUUCAGGACCAGGAAGAAGAAAUGGAGGAGUUUAGGGUCCCUGAGUCAGGGCAGCGCCAACGCAGCAGUGCUGGACGUGAACCAGACGGGCGGCCACAAAAAGAGAGUGCGGCGGAGCUCCUUCCUCAAUGCAAAGAAGCUGUACGAGGACGCCCAAAUGGCGCGCAAGGUCAAGCAGUAUCUGGCCAACCUCAGCUUGGAAACCAACGAGGAGAGUCUGCAGACGCUCUCGUUGCAGUGCGAGCCCUCCGUCAGCACACUGCCUAAGAACUCAGGGGUCCGCCGAGCAGACACGUCCCCCGUGGUGUCCAGAGCGGCCAGCCAGCAGAGGGGGCAGCUAGCCAAGGGCCCCCAGGCAUUGCAAGUCCCUGCUGUGGCCCUGUACCCAUCACGCAAGAAGGUGCCCGUCAAGGACCUGCCUCCUUUUGGCACCAGCUCCCCACAGUCCCUGAAGAAAAUUCUGUCGCUUUCAGAAGAGGCCAGCGAGCGCCAUCGCAGGCAUCCGGAGGACUCAACGACGUCCAACGCAUCCUCGCAGCUCUCGUCGCCACCCGGCUCCCCGCAAAGCUCGCCCAAGAAGGGUUACAAUCGCACGGGCGACUCAUACUCGGACUGCAGUCAGAGUGAGAUGUCUUCUCGGUCCAGCCUGCUCAGCAACUUGUCCUUCGAGGACGAGCGGCGUCUGAGGCACUCGGGGUGUGUCGGUGACUCCCAGUUAGGGGGUACGCGCCUGGAACGGAGGGCCGCCACCGAUCCUGACCAAUACAGCCUUGGAUCAUACUCGUCGAUGCAAGACUGCCGGGGCAUCUACGCAGGCUGCCCCACGGUGCUGUCGUCCCCCAGCUCCGAGGAGCUGACCCAGGAUCAGGGCGACCGCGUGUCCUUGGACGCGGCCGACAGCGGGCGCGGCUCUUGGACGUCCUGCUCGUCCGGUUCCCACGACAACAUUCAGACCAUGCAGCAGGGGCGCAGCUGGGAGACGCUGGCCUUUGGCGGGGGGCUCCCGCCGGGCGGUGGCCCCGAAGCCCUGCUUUGGGCGGCGCAGGCUCGGGGCAGCUGGGCCUCGGCCGGCUCGUCCUCGUCUUCGUCCGCCGCCUACUGGGGCGAGGACUCGGAAGGCGACACGGGGACCAUCAAGAGGCGGGGCGGCAAAGACGUCAACGCCGACGCCGAGACCAGCAGCAUCACGUCCACCGGGUCUGAGGACGCCAAACAGACGGGGCGGCCUUCGCCCUCGCCCUCUCCCGUCACCGCCGCCUGUAAAGGACUUAUGUCCCGGAAAGAGGGUCGGUACCGCGAGCCCCCUCCGACGCCGCCCGGCUACACUGCGCUGACCCUGUCCGACGGCCAGUCGACGCCCCCUCCCGGCCCCGCUCCUGCAACGUUGACGACGCCGUCGAGCCGCCGCCCGCCCGACUACACCACGGCGCUCCAGCGCUCGCGCAUGGUGACGCAGUCCCCCGACUCACAUGCCCACCAGGCGUCGUCCAAACAGAGGGGGGGAGGACCCCAGCGAUCCCGGGACGAGGACGACGACGAGGCGGCGGCGGAUGAGGAGGAGGAAGAGGAGGAUGAUGAGCAGGUGUCGGCAGUUUGA